Messenger RNA from Spizellomyces punctatus DAOM BR117, 1933 nucleotides. Its product is annotated as signal recognition particle protein SRP54. NCBI's taxonomy places the organism in Eukaryota, Fungi, Chytridiomycota, Chytridiomycetes, Spizellomycetales, Spizellomycetaceae. The transcript is spliced from 5 exons. Gene Ontology annotation, biological process: SRP-dependent cotranslational protein targeting to membrane, translocation; SRP-dependent cotranslational protein targeting to membrane. Gene Ontology annotation, cellular component: signal recognition particle, endoplasmic reticulum targeting; cytosol. The record is from RefSeq and is a predicted model, not a curated record. Gene Ontology annotation, molecular function: 7S RNA binding; endoplasmic reticulum signal sequence receptor activity; GTP binding. The coding region runs from base 192 to 1781 and encodes 529 amino acids.
CAGCAAGUCGGAUUUUGCACCAGAGAUUUGGGGACGUUGAGAUCUGAACACGCUUUGGACAUUGAGAACGGCGAGUAAGCACGACUGCUCUUGAAUAGUGCCCUCGUCGACAGCACCCGUGUUCGAGUAUCACAACUGUCCACAAUCAAAAGAACUCUUUCUAUUGUCGAGUAAGGCGGAGAUAAAGAGACAUGGUGUUAGCCGAUCUCGGCCGGAAGAUCAACAAUGCCCUUCGGUCGCUAACCCAGGAAUCUGUCAUUGACGAAAAAGUUCUUGACGGCAUUCUUCGGGAAGUAUGCGCUGCCCUUUUGGAAUCCGAUGUCAAUGUUCGAUUGGUCCAAAACCUACGAAAGAAUAUCAAACAGAUCGUCAAUUUAGACGAACUUGCCGCUGGAGUGAAUAAGCGUCGUGUGAUUCAAAAGGCGAUUUUUGAUGAGCUGUGUCGUUUGGUGGAUCCUGGAGUGGAACCUUUCAAGCCGAAAAAGGGGAAGCCAAAUGUGGUCAUGUUCGUCGGGUUACAGGGUGCAGGGAAAACGACAACAUGUACGAAACUGGCCUACCAUUACCAGCGAAAAGGCUGGAAAACUUGUCUGAUUGCUGCGGAUACGUUCCGUGCCGGUGCAUUCGAUCAGUUGAAGCAGAACGCCACCAAAGCAAAGAUUCCAUAUUAUGGUAGUUACACCGAGAAUGAUCCAGCGGUUUUAGCUGCAGAAGGUAUUGCAAAAUUCAAGAAGGAGGGCUUUGAAAUUAUCAUUGUGGAUACGUCUGGACGACAUAAGCAGGAGGCAGCGCUGUUUGAGGAGAUGAAGCAGAUUGCUGAAGCAGCCGAUCCGGACCAUUACAUUUUUGUCAUGGACGGAACCAUCGGGCAAGCUGCAGAUUUACAGGCGAGAGCUUUCAGAGAUGCAGUACCCAUCGGAUCUAUCAUCGUGACGAAACUGGACGGACAUGCUAAAGGUGGUGGUGCGAUCUCUGCUGUUGCCGCAACGGGAAGUCCUAUAAUUUUCAUCGGUACCGGAGAGCAUAUUCACGAUCUGGACCCAUUCAGAGCGAAGCCUUUCGUUAGUAAAAUGCUAGGGAUGGGGGAUAUCGGUGGCCUCAUUGAAACAGUUCAAGAUAUGAAACUCGAUCAAAACAAGGGCCUUUUGAAAAAGCUCGAACAGGGUGUCUUCACACUACGUGACAUGCAUGACCAACUCCAAACCAUCUCCAAUAUGGGUCCUCUUUCAAAAGUCAUGAGUAUGGUUCCCGGAAUACCUCAAGAAAUGCUCCAACUUAGCGACAAAGAGGGAUCGGUGCGCCUCAAGCGCUUCAUGUGCAUGAUGGAUAGUAUGACGGACGCAGAACUGGAUUCAGAUUCCAAAGUGUUUUCACAACAACCGACCCGAAUAUAUCGAGUAGCAAAGGGGAGUGGCACAACAGUAAGAGAGGUAGAGGAGAUGCUGGUGCAGUUCAAAAAGUUUGCGGACGUUGUAAAGCAAAUGGGAGGAAACAAGGGCUUCUUGAAAGGACUAGCACAAGGCAAACCAGGUCGAAUGAACCCGAACCAGAUGGCAAGCCAAAUGUCAAGAAUGGUGCCUCCCGGCAUGAUGCAGCAAAUGAACCAGAUGGGUGGAAUGGAGGGAAUACAGAACAUAAUGCAGCAACUGACGAGCGGUGGCGGUGGUGGAGGUGGCGGUAUGCCUGGGUUACAAAACAUGAUGCAACAGCUUUUAGGAGGUAUGGGUGGGGGACGAGGUGGGGGUGGUGGUGGUGGACGGGUGCGAGUGAAAAGAAGAUGAGUUGGCUGCAAGAGGAGGGGGGACUGUGCAUGCAUUUAUUGUGUGCCAGGUCGGUAGGUGUCAACACAUACUAAUAGAUUAUCGAAAAUCCAAAGACUCAGCGUCGUAUUUCAUGAGUGGCAGUAUGCUGAGGACAAAACAGAGGACCGCCA